Messenger RNA from Arachis stenosperma, 1608 nucleotides. Its product is annotated as probable serine/threonine-protein kinase At1g09600. Gene Ontology annotation, molecular function: RNA polymerase II CTD heptapeptide repeat kinase activity; cyclin-dependent protein serine/threonine kinase activity; ATP binding. Gene Ontology annotation, biological process: positive regulation of transcription elongation by RNA polymerase II; protein phosphorylation. NCBI's taxonomy places the organism in Eukaryota, Viridiplantae, Streptophyta, Magnoliopsida, Fabales, Fabaceae. Bases 10 to 1608 code for a protein of 532 amino acids. The record is from RefSeq and is a predicted model, not a curated record. Gene Ontology annotation, cellular component: nucleus; cyclin-dependent protein kinase holoenzyme complex. The transcript has 8 exons.
AAAUCAGUUAUGAGAAGAUUACUUAGCCUCUCGCAUAUCUCAGGAGAAAACAUUGAUGCCGGAUGGCCAACGUGGUUGUCUUCAGUGGCCGGAGAAGCCAUCAAAGGGUGGCUUCCUCGACGAGCAGACUCCUUCGAAAAACUAGAGCAAAUUGGACAAGGGGCUUAUAGCAGUGUGCAUAAAGCACUUGAUCUUGAAAGUGGUAAAUUUGUGGCUCUGAAAAAGGUUCGGUUCUUGAGUAGCGAUCCGGCAAGCGUCCGAUUCAUGGCGAGGGAAAUCCAUAUAUUGCGCCAAUUAAACCAUCCCAAUGUGAUCAAGCUUGAGGGUCUUGUUGCAUCUAGAACUUCCUCCAGUUUGUACCUUGUUUUUGAAUACAUGGAGCAUGAUCUUGCUGGAUUAGCCGCCACCCCUGGAAUCAAGUUCACCGAACCACAGAUUAAAUGCUUUAUGCAGCAACUACUUAGGGGGCUUGAACACUGCCAUAGUCGAGGUGUGCUGCACCGCGACAUCAAGGGUUCCAAUCUUCUAAUUGACAACAAUGGAAACCUUAAGAUAGGAGAUUUUGGUCUUGCAACUGUUUAUGAUCCGGAGAAGAAUCAGCAAUUAACUAGCCGCGUCGUGACUCUGUGGUACAGGGCACCUGAGCUUUUGUUAGGUGCUACAGAAUAUGGAGCCGCAAUAGACAUGUGGAGUGCUGGUUGUAUUCUAGCUGAAUUGCUCCUAGGGAAGCCUAUUAUGCCUGGAAGAACAGAGGUGGAACAAAUGCACAAGAUUUUUAAGCUUUGUGGUUCCCCAUCUGAGGAAUAUUGGCAGAGAACAAAGUUUCCACAUGCAACUAGUUUUAAACCACAGCAGCAUUAUGAACGCCAAGUUGCCAAAACAUUUAGAAAGGUCUCUUCUUCAGCACUAGCCCUUGUUGAUAAGCUUCUAUCUAUGGAACCAGAAGAUCGAGGAUCUGCGACUUGCGCGCUUCAAAGCGAGUUCUUUACUACAGAACCCCUACCAUGUGAUCCAUCAAGUUUACCAAAGUUUCCGCCCACCAAGGAGUUCGACGCCAAGAAUCGAAACAAGGAAGUAGCAACGUAUGCAAAGAAAAACACCGAAGCUGUAAGAGAACGAGGAUUGGUGUCUGAAUUGUCGGAUGCAGGACAAGAUAAAAAACUACCUAGAACACCGGAGUAUAACACCCGCGGAGAUCUAACAUUGAGGGGGAAACCAAAUGGUGAGGCUCACUAUAAAGUUGAUCCAAGUAGAUCAGUAUGCAAUCCAAGCUAUGUACAUAGUACAACAAUGAGCAGUGCAGCAAUUACAAGACAAUCUACAUUCAAGAGAUUGGACUCAUCUGUUGCCAAAACUCCCGAGUUGCGGACGCAGAAGUCUCAGAUAAGUCGAGCAACAGCAGAUUUCUCUAACUAUUCAAGUAAAUGGGAACAAGGAGCCAUGCUUGGUCAUCAAGAACCCAUGAUGGAGUAUGUGCAAAAGAAAAGUAGGAUCCACUGCUCAGGACCGUUGAUGCCACCGGGUGGGAACAUCGACGAUAUGCUGAGAGAACAUGAGAAACUAAUGCAAGAGGCUUUCCGCACUGUGAAGAUCAAUUCUAGAAACUAA